This is a messenger RNA of Pseudonaja textilis, 1684 nucleotides long. RefSeq names its product protein phosphatase 6 catalytic subunit (gene PPP6C). The record is from RefSeq and is a predicted model, not a curated record. NCBI's taxonomy places the organism in Eukaryota, Metazoa, Chordata, Lepidosauria, Squamata, Elapidae. Gene Ontology annotation, molecular function: protein serine/threonine phosphatase activity.
UGGCCGGGACCGGAGAGAAGGAGGUGGGACAAAAAAAGCGGCGUCCUUCUGACCGGCUGAAGCCCCCCCGCGAGCCGGUUUUGCGUCGCCUGACGGUGCCCGGCCCGGGUUUCCUUCCCACCCCCGCCUCUCCGACCAUAGGCCCCAAACCCGGAAGUGCAGCGGCUCGCAGCUUCCGGUCCGGGCCCCUCUUGCUGUUCUCUCUUCUUUCCGCCUCCUCCGCCUCCUUCCCCUCCCCCUUCCCUCCUCCCCCCUCCCCCCCCCGGAGCGCCUCUCCCAAAAUGGCGCCGCUGGACCUGGAUAAGUACGUCGAGAUAGCGAGGCUCUGCAAGUACCUGCCCGAGAACGACCUCAAGCGGUUGUGCGACUAUGUCUGUGACCUGCUCCUAGAAGAAUCGAACGUGCAGCCGGUGUCUACCCCUGUUACCGUCUGCGGUGACAUUCAUGGACAGUUUUAUGAUCUAUGUGAAUUAUUCAGAACUGGAGGUCAGGUUCCUGACACAAACUACAUAUUUAUGGGUGAUUUUGUAGACCGAGGCUAUUACAGUCUAGAGACAUUUACUUAUCUUCUUGCCCUGAAAGCAAAGUGGCCGGAUCGAAUCACGCUCUUACGUGGGAAUCACGAAAGCAGACAGAUAACCCAAGUCUACGGAUUUUAUGAUGAAUGCCAAACAAAAUACGGCAAUGCCAACGCCUGGAGAUACUGCACUAAAGUCUUCGACAUGCUCACGGUAGCAGCGUUGAUAGAUGAACAGAUCCUCUGCGUGCACGGAGGCCUUUCUCCCGACAUCAAAACACUGGACCAGAUCCGAACCAUCGAGCGGAACCAAGAGAUCCCCCACAAAGGGGCUUUCUGUGAUCUCGUCUGGUCCGACCCAGAGGACGUGGACACCUGGGCCAUCAGUCCUCGGGGCGCCGGGUGGCUUUUUGGUGCUAAAGUGACCAAUGAGUUUGUCCACAUCAACAACUUGAAACUGAUCUGCCGGGCCCACCAGCUGGUCCACGAAGGGUAUAAAUUUAUGUUUGACGAGAAGCUGGUGACGGUCUGGUCCGCUCCAAACUACUGCUACCGCUGUGGGAAUAUCGCCUCAAUCAUGGUCUUUAAGGACGUGAACACGCGAGAACCAAAGCUCUUCCGGGCCGUGCCAGAUUCCGAACGCAUCAUCCCUCCGAGAACCACCACGCCGUAUUUCCUCUGAAGUGACCCUCUCCGGCCCUCCCUCCUCUCUUUGUGACGUACAUCCUAUGGAGCACUUUGCUGCUGAAAUGCUUUUUUUUAUUAUUAUUUUUAAAUUAUCUAAAAAAAAAUGUAUAUGGUCUGUAGCGUUGCGUUUCUUAAAUCUGCCUUUUCCCGUGCGCCGCCUCCUCCCUUUUCUAGGACUUAAAAGAUCGCUUUUGAAACGUCCCACGAGCACUUGACACACAAAAACACACAUUAUUUAGUGCUUUUGAUUUCCUGUUUUUGUUUUAGGGGAAACUUUCCCUUCGAUAUAUAAAAAAAAAUCAAAUAAAAACAGAGCAAGACGUCAGAACUAGCCUGAUUCUCCUUUAUUUCGUUCAGGAGUUGGCUUGGGAUUUUUUUUUCUUCUUUUUUGUUUUGGAUAAGCUUUUUCAGAAAUUUCAGCAGCAAAGUUGAAUUAAUAUGCCUGUUGGGACUGACUUAGUCCAAUUUCAGGGCAUAUCC